AUGCUUUCGGCACCUCGACGAUCCCCCGGCGUGCCCAAUGCUUCAGGAAAGCUGCUACUUUACACGGUCUCAACGUAUGACUUUACAAGCCACAGCAAGACUUCCCAGAUCCGGGUGCUGAGCAUUCCUGAUGGUCACUCACACUUGGUGUCCGAGGAUGCUUCAGCCUACGACCCAGUCUGGAUUGGCGAGGAGGAAAUCGCCUACUUCAAGCCGAAUGAGCGUGGCUGUACUGCUUUGAUGAAUCAGAAUGUUUUCCAGCCAGCCGAAUCCGCAGAGAGGAUCCAGUUCUUCGCCGGCAGUCUUGCCAAUGCCAAAGCGAAGAGACUGGACAACGGCAGCGUGUACUUUUGCUGCUCAGCUCCGACAACCCCCAAGGGCGAGCUUUACUGGCCAGCGGCCGAGCCGAAGAGACACUCUUCUGCCAAAAUCUACACCUCCCUCUUUGUCCGACACUGGGAUACCUGGGCGUCUGAAAACGAGAACUCGCUGUGGUUCGGCAAGCUGACCAAGCGGGGGGGGAAGUGGGCGUUUGAGAGCCCAAGCCUGACCAACCUGCUGGCCAACACUGGUCUCAGCAGUCCUAUUCCGCCCUUUGGCGGCACUGGCGACUUUGACAUUUCCAAGGAUGGCAUCGUCUUUGUAGCCAAGGACCCGAAGUUGAACCCUGCGAGAUACACCAAAUCCGACCUUUACUACAUUCCCUUUCAAAACGGCGCUGCCUCCAAGGACAAGGGGCCUCAGAUGAUUAAGACGCAGGGCCUGCGGGGCUAUAGCAUGUCACCAGUAUUCUCUCGCGAUGGCAAGAAGGUGGCGUUCACCCGCAUGAAGUCGGAUCAGUAUGAAGCAGACAGACCGAGGCUCCUCGUCGUCACAGACAUCUCUGACUUGGACUCCGUGGAGGAGUUUUCAGAGUCACAGGAGACUGCGCAAUGGCGACCAGACUCGGUAGUUUGGGGCAAAGAUGAUCAGAUGAUCGUCGUAGCCGAGAGGCAUGGGCGCGUAUCCCUGUGGGAGCUGUCGGCGCGAUCGCUGAAAGAGGGCAAGUCGAAAACCCUCUUCCAAGAGGGCAGUGUGUCGGACGCCAAGUUCUUGGGCGACAGCUCAACGCUCCUGGUCACCUCCAGGUCGCGGAUCGAGAAUUCCUGUUACUCAAUCCUGAACACGCAAGACGGAUCGGUGCGGGAACUAUCCUCGAGCUCCAAGCGUGGAAAGUCUUUCGGGCUCAGUAGAGAUCAGUGCUCGGAUCUUUGGUACAAGGGCGCCGCGGGCUACGACGUCCACGCCCUCGUCAUGACCCCUUCGAAUUUUGACAAGUCAAAGACUUAUCCAUUGGCUUUUCUGAUCCACGGUGGCCCGCAGUCGGCGUGGAUGGACGACUGGAGCACUCGAUGGAACCCUGCCGUGUUCGCGGAGCAAGGCUACGUUGUGGUGUGCCCCAAUCCAGCGGGCAGCACGGGCUACGGCCAGGAUCACGUCGAUGCGAUCACGGAGAACUGGGGCGGAGCUCCGUACGGGGAUCUCGUGAACUGCUUCGAUCUUCUGGAGAAGGAGGUCAGCUAUGUUGACACCAAGAACGCAGUCGCCCUGGGAGGAUCGUAUGGAGGAUAUAUGAUCAAUUGGAUACAAGGGCAUGACCUUGGCCGCAAGUUCAAGGCCCUCGUCUGCCACGACGGCAUUUUCUCGACACUGAACCAGUGGGCUACCGAAGAGCUCUUCUUCACCGAACACGACUUUGGCGGCACUUUGUGGGACAAUAGGGAGGCAUACGAGAAAUGGGACCCUGCCAGUCAUACUGGUAAAUGGCAGACGCCUACGCUUGUUAUCCACAGCGAACUCGACUAUCGUCUGCCCAUAUCGGAGGGGCUGGCCAUGUUCAACGUGUUGCAGGCGCGCAAAGUGCCCAGCAAGCUUUUGAUGUUCCCUGACGAGAACCAUUGGGUUUUGAAGCCAGAGAACUCAUUGGUGUGGCACCGGGAAGUCCUGAACUGGAUCAAUCAUUUCAGCGGCAAUGCCAAGGAUUCUGCUUUGGAGGCGGAAUUCGAGAAGAUGCAUAUCCUUCGCGCGACUGGAUAUCACGGCACUUCGCCUGCAGUGCUCGACGCCAUCACAGAUCUUGCGGCGCGCUACCUGUCCCUCCUGUGCGAGAAGACGGCCGGGCAUGCAGUUCACAACCAUGGCGACGCAGGCGACUAUACCAUUGUCGAAGUGCGCCUCGCGCUCCAGGACCUGGGCGCCAUGCUACCUGAAAAGUCCCUCGCCGAGCAGGAAUGGCGUGGCGAGGAGGACCUACGAGGCGUCGAGGAGUUUGUCCAGUGGUUCAGCGGUGAUCGCAUGAGGGAGAUCAUGGACUUUGCCAAAGGGGACAUGGAGUCUGACGAAAUGGACUAUCUGAGUGCUCUUAAGAAACGGCAUAACAAAACGGAUGAUGGGAAGUUUCAAGGCACUAUCCUCGGCAAACCCGCCGACCACGAGAACGAAAUCGAGAUCGAGGGCGGCGGCGGCGAGCUCAAGACGAUAGAGGACUGGAUCUCCAAGCGGACAGGACGCACCAAGGACGAGGACGACGAGGUAGUAGGGGACAUGGACCUCGCAUAG
Messenger RNA from Emericellopsis cladophorae, 2598 nucleotides. RefSeq names its product Dipeptidyl-peptidase 5. Gene Ontology annotation, molecular function: protein heterodimerization activity; serine-type endopeptidase activity. The transcript has 7 exons. The record is from RefSeq and is a predicted model, not a curated record. Gene Ontology annotation, biological process: proteolysis. NCBI's taxonomy places the organism in Eukaryota, Fungi, Ascomycota, Sordariomycetes, Hypocreales, Bionectriaceae. The coding region runs from base 1 to 2598 and encodes 865 amino acids.